Molecule: messenger RNA, 591 nt
Organism: Linepithema humile (Argentine ant)
Lineage: Eukaryota; Metazoa; Arthropoda; Insecta; Hymenoptera; Formicidae
Source: RefSeq, a predicted model, not a curated record
AUGGGCUACACACCCAGCGCAUGGAAACUGGCUAGGGUAGUUUUUAUUCUGAAGGCGGGAAGAACGAGCUACACCAAGGCAAAGGAUUUCAGGCCAAUUAGCCUAACAUUGUUUUUCCUUAAGACAUUGGAGAAACUGGUGGACGCGUAUCUGAGGGAGACAACACUGUGGAGUCACCCUCUCUACAAAAAUCAGCACGCGUAUCGUUCGGGCUAUUCCACCGAGACUGCUCUACAUCAGACGGUAGCGUUUAUUGAGGAGCAGCUGGAAAGGAAGGGCUACGCAGUGGGUGCUUUCUUGGACAUAGAGGGCGCCUUUAACAACACACCGCACGAGGUAGUGUGUGAGGAAGCCGCCAGAAGGGGUGUCCCGAUGAAGCUCGUCGAGUGGAUCUGGGGCAUGCUAGGGAGGCGUGUGAUGACCUCGCUGGGAACUGCGAAAGUCUGUGGGUGGGUGGGAAAAGGCUGCCCGCAGGGCGGAGUACUUUCCCCACUUUUAUGGUGCCUGGUAGCAGACGGUUUAUUAAAGGCACUGGACGACAGAGGCUUCACUGCACAAGGCUACGCGGACGACGUGGCAAUACUUGUGUGA